Plasmodium yoelii is the source of this 4905-nucleotide messenger RNA. RefSeq names its product Rab GTPase activator and protein kinase, putative. The coding region runs from base 1 to 4905 and encodes 1634 amino acids. Gene Ontology annotation, biological process: protein phosphorylation. NCBI's taxonomy places the organism in Eukaryota, Apicomplexa, Aconoidasida, Haemosporida, Plasmodiidae. Gene Ontology annotation, molecular function: protein kinase activity; ATP binding. The transcript has a single exon. The record is from RefSeq and is a predicted model, not a curated record.
AUGGAUAAUUAUAUGAACAGAUUUUUCGAACGUUGUAAAUCAUCUGAAUUUCUCUUAGGAGUUCAGAAAUAUUCUUUAUGUGAAAAAGGUCUAAAUGAAAAAUAUGGAAAAAAAGAUAAAAUAAUAAAAAAUGGGGAGUAUAAUGGUAAAAAUUAUGUAAAACAAAAUGAGUAUAAUAUAAUUGCAAGCAAAUUUGAGAAAAUAAAAAAACUAAGCCAUCCUAAUAUAUGUCGAUAUAUAAAUAUAAAUAGAAAAAAUAAUGAUUAUUAUAUUUUUUCGGAAUAUUAUAGCUUAUCCUUAUAUGAUAUAUUAAAUAGCGAGAAAAAAAAUACUGCCCAUUUUAAAUGUCUAAGGAAAAUAUUUGGAAUUAAAAGCCAAGAAAAUAGUACAAAAUCUUCUAAGAUGUGUGUAAAAUUGAAUGAAAAAAACAAAAUUAUAAAUCAUAUUAUUUUAAAAAAAAUAAUAUAUGAAAUAUUUAAAGGAGUUGAAUAUUUACAUUCAAAAAAUAUACAAUUUUUAAAUAUAACACCUCAUAAUAUUUUGAUAACAUCAAAAGGAAAAAUAAAAUUACACAACUAUUGUAUGUCUUAUUUAUUUGACAAUUAUGAAUAUAAUUCUAAAAAGAAAGACAAAGAAUUUUUUAAUAAAAAGCUAUUUAUUGAUCAUAUAAUUUCUAUAGAUAACUGUAUGUUUCAAGAAAAUAAAUUAAGUAGUGUUCGAAAUAUUCAGGACCCUAAAUAUUUGUCUGAUUUAUUAGAAAAUGAUGAAAACACAAUUUUGAACUCAUCUUUGGCUAGUCUUAAUGAUAAAAAAAUAGAAAGGGGAAAAAAAAAAAAAAAAAAAAAAAAAAAAUAUAUUUUUAUCGAAAAUUAUUUUAAAUAUUAUAAUUUUAGUGAAGAUAUGUUAUAUUUUGGACCCUUCUUUAUUUUUUUGAAUCUUUUUGAAAAUCAAAAAAUAAAAAUAAAUUAUGAUUUAUAUAAACACAUAGAUAUAUUUAGUGUUGGAAUUGUUAUAAUUCAAAUAAUAAACGGAUUAAUAGAUUUUCAAUUUAUAAUAGAUAUAUUUUUUUCUAAUUUUUCUUGUUCAAAAGUAAGUGAAAUUAUAAAUUUGAAACAAACCGAAUUUACAAAAAUAAAUAAUCAAGGGUGUGAUUCUGAAUUUAAACAAAAUAAUAAAACAGAUAUAUGUAUUAGAAAAUACAAAAAAAUUAGCAAAAUAUAUGAAUCAUUUAAAAUUGUUAAAAAUAUAUUACAAGAACGUAUGAACAAAUCAGAAGAAAACUAUGAUAAACAAAAAGAGCUAAAAUUUUUUUUUAGCAGUCUAUUAAAAAAAGAUGAUGUUAUAAAUAGAAUCGAAAAUAUUUUUAUACUUUUAUUAUAUAUAAAAUUGUAUUAUACAUAUAUAUCUUAUUACUCAGAUGGUAAAACAAGAGAAAAUAAGCUGAGAAAAAAAAAACAAAUAAGUUUGCUAAGCAUCAAUAUUUCCAAAUUGUUUGGCAAUCGGUACACUAAAAAAGGGAUAAUAAAUGAAAGAGAUGCUUCUCAAAAUGAAAGAGAUGCCUCUCAAAAUGAAAGAGAUGCUUCUCAAAAUGAAAGAGAUUCCUCUCAAAAUGAAAGAGAUGCCUCUCAAAAUGAAAGAGAUGCAAAUAUAAUCUACAAAAUAAUUAAAAACAUGGUGAACUAUUUAAUAAAAUGCAAUAUUGAUAUAAAUUGUAUUAAAAUAAUUGAAAAGAUAUAUACUGAAUUUUUUAGUAUAGAUAUAUUAGAACAAAAUACGAAAGAACUAUUUUUGGGGAAUAUGAAAAGUGAGAAGAUAUUUUUUUUUAAUUUUUUACACAAUUGUUUAUUAUUAACAUAUAAUAAUUUUAGUGCCAAAUCUUUGCUAUCUCAUUAUUAUUUUUUUGAAAUAAAAACAUUAUUAUCUAAUAAUAUUCCUAUAUUUGAAAUAGAUAAUAAUAAAAAUAUAAAAAGAGAUAAAAAUAGACAAACUCUUACUUAUAAAGAUCAACAUAAUGAGUUUAUAUCAUAUUAUAUAUAUUGUACAAAAGAUGAAAAAAAUGAAUUAAAAAAAAAAUAUUAUAUAAAUAAAAAAAAUAUAUUUUAUUGGUUCGAUUUAUUAUAUAAAUAUAAUUAUGAAGUAGAAUUAAAUAAUUCUAAUUUUGUUUGGAACCCUUGUAAUAUUUUAAAAAUACCAUAUUUAUUUUAUAAAAAAAAAAAAAAUGAUAAUUAUUUUAGCAUUUCGUUAUUUUCAAUAUAUAAAGAAUAUAUAUUAAAAAAAUAUGCCGAACUAUUUAAUAAAUAUGAAUUUGUUGAUAAAUGGCUAGAUGAUAUAACAAGAAAAAAAAAUAAAUAUCGAAGAUUUAAGAUUUGGAACUAUCAAAAUAGUGAUAAAGAUGGUAUUAAAUAUGUGGGGAAAAUUCCUAUAAAUUGUUUUAAUUUAUUAAAAAAAAAAAAUAAAAAAAUAAUAAAUAAACAUAUCAAGCGAAUGAAGAUAAAUGAUAAUAUAACAGAAAUAAGCAAAAGGUAUCAAAAUAUAAACGUUGAAAAUAAUAAAGAUAAUAUAAUAAAUUUAGACAUAGAAAAUAGUUUAAAAAUAGAUAAAAAAAAUAAUAAUUAUUAUACAUACGAAUCUGAUAGUAGCAUAUUUUCAAAUCUUUUAAACAUAUCUCAUGAUAUAAAAAGUGAAAAUUUUCGUUUUAAAAAUGGAAAUAUAAAAACAGUUGGAAUAUAUUUAGAUUCAUUCUUUGAAACAAUAAAAGAUGCAUAUUUAUUUAUUAAAAAUGGUGAAAAUGGUGAAAAUGGUGAAAAUAAUGAAUAUAAUGAUAUUUGUCUAUACAAUCGAAAUUUUAUAUUUAUUCACCAAUAUAGAUUAUAUAUACAUUUCCAACAAAUAUUAAAACAUGAAUCAGUAAAUAAUAUAAAACUAAUUAGAGAAAUUAAGUCAGGAUUUCCAUCAUUGAUUAGAAACAUUAUUUAUUUAGUUAUUCUCAAUUAUAAUUAUGCAAAUUUAAAACAAAAAUCUUUCGAAAAAAAUAAAAAAUUAAAAAUACACAUCAUAUUCCUUUGCCAAUAUAAUAAUGAAAUUCCAAACAAAUUGAAAAAAAUUUAUUUUAAAUAUAACGAUGAUUCUCAUUUUAAUGUUACUUUAGAAAAUUGGGUUCAUUUGAGAGGAAAAGACAAGGGGGCUAGUACUAGUAUGGCUGAAAAAAAAAUUGUAAGAAAAGGGGUAAGAAAAGGGGCAAGAAAAGGGGUAAGAAAAGGGGCAAGAAAAGGGGCAAGGAAUUUUUUUUUUUCGGAAAAAGUAAAAUAUGAAAACGAUUUAAUAGGGAGUGUAAAAUUUCAAAAAAGGGCAUUUGGAAUACUUGUAUUGUUAAGAAACAAAUUAAAAGUGACAAGCCGAUAUUUGAAAUAUUUGGUUGUGCCUAUAACUUUAUUAUAUUAUGAUAAUUUAUAUUUAAAUUAUAAAUGUGUUAAAAAAAUCGUAAAAAAUUAUUUACUUGAUAUAUAUACAAAUAAGUAUAAUUUAUUCGAAUUUAUUUACAUUUUUAAUACAUUGUUAAAUUAUUAUAUUCCUGAGCUAGCUAAAUUUUUUUAUAAAAAUAAAAUAAAUAUUACAAAUAUUAUAAAAGCAUGGAUAUUAUCAUUAUAUUGUAAUUUUUUUGAUAUACAAAAUUCUUUUUUACUUUUAGAUUUUAUAUUAAUACAUUCACGAUCUUGUUUGUUAUUUAUAUCAAUAAGUAUAUUAAGUUAUUUAAAAAAAUAUAUUUUUAAAUCUUCCAAAAAUAAAAUUUAUCAAGAUAUUUUUACUUUAACACAUUUAAUCAAUUUAAAUUAUAUUAUACGUAUGUCUAAAUAUUUAUAUAAAACGUGUUCUAUCAUGUAUACUACAUUUCCUAGCCACACCCCAAACCAGCAUAGUAUCUAUUCUACUGACUUAAAAGUAAAUAACAAUAAUUGUAAUCAAAAUGAAAAUCAGAUUGCGAAUAAAAAUCAUAUUGCGAAUAAAAAUCAUAUUAAUUGUCUAUCCUAUUUUAUGAGCAAAAAAGAAUGGAGUAAAUAUUAUGUACAUAGAAACACUUUCAGAGUGUACAAAAAAGUUGUUAAAAAUAAAAGAGGGUGCAAUAAAAAAUGUCCGACAAAUAUAUAUUGCAAACAAUGUAGUUAUAGCUAUUCCCCCCAAAAUGGUAAAAAUUGUAAAAAAACAAAAUCGUUAAAAGAAGGCAAAUAUUAUGAAAAUUUUUUAAUGUGCUAUCGAGCAAACAAAUAUAAAAAUUUACAUGAAUAUGUUUCAUAUGAAAAGAAAGGUAGCUAUUUGAAAUGCCAUGAAAAAAAUGAAGAAAUAACAAAAAAAAUAAAUAAUGUUAAUAAUAGUAAUAAUCAUAAUCUGUGCUAUAAAAGUGAUUGUAGUGUUUCCAAUGAAAUGGGUAUAUACUAUAGUAUAAUAAAUGUUAAAAAAGAAAAUAAAAUAAAAUUAAAAAAUAAAGAUAUGAUAAGAAUAAUUAGCUUCCCAAUGUUUCCAUUUUUUUACGUUACAAACUUAUCUAAUGAGUCAUCUCUCAACCAAUAUAUAAUUGUUGAUGUACGUCCUGUCGAAAAAUUUAUGACCAAGCGAUUUAAAAAUUCUGUACAUGUUAAUGCUUUUUUUACAAACUUUAAAAAAGGCAUUUAUAAAAAUUAUGUCAAUGGUAGUGAAAAGGGAUGUGAUAGUGAUUAUUAUGAUGAUCAUAUUUUGGAUAAUUAUGAGUUAAAAUUUAAUCUAAAGACAAUAAUUCUUGUAUUUAGUGAUGCAAUAUUUGAUUUCGAUAUAAUACAUAAUUUUCUAAAUUUAGAAAUUAUGUUUGUAACUAUAUUACGUGAGGGAUUUGAAUAUGCCGUUAAUAAUUUACCAUCAAAUUAUUUUACAUAA